This is a messenger RNA of Rhizophagus irregularis DAOM 181602=DAOM 197198, 2492 nucleotides long. NCBI's taxonomy places the organism in Eukaryota, Fungi, Glomeromycota, Glomeromycetes, Glomerales, Glomeraceae. The record is from RefSeq and is a predicted model, not a curated record.
GUUUGGUGGAAAGUUUGGAAAAACGUCUUCAACAAAUGGAAAAACUUUUACAACCCCUUAAGGAACAAGGUCUUGUGGAUGAUAGUGAGAUUGAUGAUAAGCCUAUUGGUGGUUAUUCCUCUUCUAAAAAACCACGAUUAAGUUCUGAUGAUGUUUCUUUCUCUGCUCAGAAUAAUUCUUUGGAAAUUACAAUAAUUCAAAUCAACAAUCUCGACCAUCUUAUCAACAAAAUGAAUUCAACAUAUAUUCUCAGCAAAAGAGUGAACCACAAAUUAAUCAAUUACAAAUGCCAAGUGAUCAAAUACAAAAAGUAAUGGAACAUCAUGAUAACUCUCAAAAAAGUGAAAAUGAUUCAGCUGGUUCGGGAAAGGAGGAUGAUGAACUUAUCUAUUUUGGAAAGACUUCUUUGUUAAAACCUGGAUUUCGUCAUACUUCAGAGAUUAUGUGUAAGAAUGCUGUUCCUCCUGAAUCUCCAACAAUUUCUGAAGGAUCAUCCCAAUCCGGUAUUAAUUCGGGUGAUACUACUCCAAUUCUUAAUUCCCCGAUUCCGAGAAUUAUCAUAGCUAGUGAUCAUAUACCAAUAGAGAUUAUUGAACAUCUCGCUUCUUGUUUUUUCCGUUACAUUGAUAUUCAACUUUCUAUAUUCCAUGAAGCUACUUUUAUGAGACAAUUAAGACAAAAUAAAGUAUCAGCCUUUUUAGUAUAUGCCAUGUGCGCAGUAAGUUCUAGGUAUGCUACUCAUCCAGCUAUUGUUCGUAAACCUCCUUAUACGGCAGGUGAACAAUUUGCGAAUGUGGCGACCAAGAUGAUAUUGCAAUCUUUCGAUUAUCCUUCCGUUGAAUAUGUUCAAGCGUUUAUUUUAUUGACCCUCCACAAUUUUGGUACCUGCAAAGGGCCAAGAGCUUGGAUGUACAUUGGAAUGGCCAUAAGAAUGGCACAAGAAAUAGGCCUUCAUAAGAUAGACGAAACAGCUUCUGGUGCUCAGCCUGUAAAGCUUAAAUCAGAAGCAACCUUUAUACAAAAAGAAACUAAAAGGCGUAUCUUUUGGGCGUGUUUCCUGCUUGAUAGAUACUCUGCGUGCGCACUUGGCAGACCUACAUUGAUAGAUGAAGAUGAUUGUGAUGUGAGAUUGCCUUGUAAUGAAGCCAUCUGGAAUUAUGAUCAUCCUUUUUCAAAAUCAUUGAUCGAAGGAUAUUUUAAUGAAGUUCACGUCAAGCGAGAUUCACGUAUAAAUCUUACAAAUAAUGGAUUAUGUGCUUGUUUUAUUAGCGUAGCUGCCUUACUUGGAAGAGUUACCCAGUUCGUAAAUCGAUCCAAACCAGCCAAUUCAUUACCACCUUGGGAUCCACAAUCUCAAUUUUCCAUAUUGGCAAAUGAAUUAGAUAUGUGGUAUAAUUCAUUGUCUCCUCAUUACACUUACUCAAAAGAAAGACUUCAGAAAUUAAUGACAAAUGGUACCGGAGUCAUCUUUUCUUCAUUACAUUUACUAUUCAAUGCAACUGUAAUUGUUCUGAAUCGACCAAAUAUCGCAAUUUUGCAAAAUAAUGAGGUUGGGGAACCACAUCUAGAGUUCAUGCGUGCAUCAGCGGAACGUUGCAGCGCCGCAGCAAAAGUAGUAGUUGCAAUAGCUUCAGAUAUUCUUCAAAAUGGUUGUCAAUGUUUUAGCCCUUAUACUGUAUACCCUAUAUUCGUAUCCACCACAAUUCUCAUUAAUGAUACUUAUAGUUCAAAAAUUUCGGUUGCUGAAGAAGCUAAAAUGAAUUUAUCAACAGUUGAAAAAUAUUUGACAACAAUGGGACCUUAUUGGGCGAUGGGUAAUAAAUUCUUGUGCAUGAUUAAUGAAAUGCGAAAAAUGAGAGCUGAAGAAUUCGCUUCACCACGUUGGUUGGGAAGCAUUAACGAACCAUCUGUUCCAAAUGACACGUUUUCUAGUUUCCUUCGUUCUACUGGACCCUUUACUCCAAGAACAUUAUCACGUAUUUUAAAAACAAAACCUGGGGAAAAUUCAACAGAUAAUGAUUAUUUUACUCAAGAUACAGCAGUAGCUUUCAAUAAUUUUCCACCACCUGUUUAUGAAGGAUACCCAAUGAUAGAUUUGCCAUUAUUACAAAAUUUCGAUUGGAACAUGUCAGAAAGAGAUUUUAUAUUAAAUCGUCCACUUAAACAUUGGAGUUCGAUUAAUGGUUCAACAAAUGAUGAUUCUACAAAUGAUACUAGGUCCAUGUCUACUACAACUGUUUCCAGUAACACUCCAAAUGGUUCUGCUUGAGUAUAUAUAUAUAUAACAGGGAUUGAUUUUAUAUAUGCUAAUUAAUCUCUCUAUCAUGUCCCCAAAAAAAAUUUCAAGCUUACCAUCUUUUACCAACCUUAAUAGGUCAACGCAAUAAUAGUUCAUUCAUUAUUAUACGGUAAGGGUAAGAUGUUUUAAAAAUAUUAGAUUUUCUUCUUUUUUUUUUUUGUAAUAUAGGAUUUUUUUAGAAAUGUAUGAAUAU